Messenger RNA from Cajanus cajan (pigeon pea), 2778 nucleotides. Its product is annotated as oxysterol-binding protein-related protein 1C. Gene Ontology annotation, cellular component: cytosol; membrane. Lineage: Eukaryota; Viridiplantae; Streptophyta; Magnoliopsida; Fabales; Fabaceae. Gene Ontology annotation, molecular function: sterol binding. The record is from RefSeq and is a predicted model, not a curated record.
UUGGAGAAGCCAAACGCAUCCAAUUCCAACUCCACCGCUUUUUCUACUUUCAUUUGCGUCGACACUUCACUUUCCUUCUCACCGGAAAACCCAACAUUCAUUACUCCUUCCUUAACUUCCCCAUAUAACAAUAUUCAUUACUCAUUCAUUUAUUGAUCGCCCUUAGCAUGAAGCUUCACCUAACCGCCGCCGUCAUCCACCACCGCCGCCGCCGCCACGUCAGCGUCAACGCUUCAACCGCGCAGUGAUAUAGGUAUUCUUCCACAUGCAUCCUUUCUGCUGCGUGUCCGCCAUUUCCGACCAGGCCUCGCCAGUCAAACCCUCCUUCACGGACUUCGCCAUGCCGCCUCUCCCUGCCGCCUCCGCCGCCGCCGUCGCGAGAUCCGAUUCGGUUCCGCGGCACAGCCACAAGAACAGCCUGAGCGGGAGUCAGCGGGAGCAGCCGGUGGACGUGAAGAUCAACGACCUCGUCGGUAACGGAAUCUCCGGAAUACUCCACAAGUGGGUGAAUUACGGCAAAGGAUGGCGACCUCGAUGGUUCGUGCUCCAAGACGGCGUUCUCUCCUACUACAAGAUUCACGGACCUGAUAAGAUCGUCGUGAAUCCCGAAACCGAGAAAGGCUCCAUGGUUAUCGGCGAAGAAUCCAUGCGCAGGAUCACUCGCAACCGCAAUUCAUAUCCCUGCCAGCACCGACGCAAGCCGUUUGGGGAAAUCCAUCUCAAGGUUUCGUCGAUUCGCGAGAGCAAAUCGGACGACAAGCGGUUUUCGGUUUUCACCGGAACGAAGAGGCUCCACCUGAGGGCGGAGACACGUGAGGAUCGUGUGGCGUGGGUGGAGGCGUUGCAGGCGGUGAAGGACAUGUUCCCGCGGAUGUCGAACAGCGAGUUGAUGGCUCCGGUGGACAAUGUGAUCGUUUCGACGGAGAAACUGAGACUUCGGCUUUUGGAAGAGGGAGUGAGCGAGGCUGCCAUUCAGGACAGUGAGCAAAUCAUGAGGAGUGAGUUUGCGGCGCUGCAAAACCAGCUUGUGCUGCUUAAGCAGAAGCACUCCAUCCUCAUUGACUCCUUGCGCCAAUUAGAGACAGAAAAGGUUGAUCUGGAGAAUACAGUAGUUGACGAGAGCCAAAGACAGUGGAAUGAUGAAGAGGCUUCCUCAAGAUCAGCGCAAGAAAAAUUUAGUGAAGGAACUGCUAGUGAAUCUGAAGAUGACAAUGAGAGAAAUGAUGCUGCAGAGGAAGAAACAGAUGAUGAUGACAACGCCUUUUUUGAUACACGUGAUAUUCUAUCAUCCAGUUCUUUUAAAAGUAAUGGGUCAGAUUAUCGAGUAUCAUCCUUCUCUUCAGAUGAUGAAGGGUUCUAUGCAUUUGAAUCAGAGGAUGACGUAGAUCCGACAAUUAGACAUGUUGGAACCAAUUACCCUCAUGUUAAGCGGCGUAAGAAAUUGCCAGACCCUGUAGAAAAAGAGAAGGGUGUCAGUCUUUGGUCAAUGAUUAAGGAUAAUAUAGGGAAGGAUCUAACAAAAGUUUGCCUUCCUGUUUAUUUUAAUGAACCUCUUUCCUCCCUGCAAAAAUGUUUUGAAGAAAUGGAGUAUUCAUAUCUGCUGGACCAAGCAUAUGAAUGGGGAAGAAGGGGUAACAGCCUCAUGAGGAUUCUCUACGUUGCGGCUUUUGCUGUAUCUGGCUAUGCUUCCACUGAAGGAAGAGUUUGCAAACCAUUUAAUCCAUUACUUGGGGAAACAUACGAAGCUCACUACCCAGAUAAAGGCCUUCGUUUUUUCUCAGAGAAGGUCAGUCAUCACCCUAUGAUUGUCGCAUGUCACUGUGAGGGCACAGGUUGGAAAUUUUGGGGAGAUAGCAACCUAAAGAGCAAAUUUUGGGGGAGAUCAAUUCAGCUUGACCCUGUUGGUACUUUGACUUUGGAAUUUGAUGAUGGGGAGGUUUUCCAGUGGAGCAAGGUUACUACAUCAAUAUACAAUCUCAUAUUGGGAAAGCUAUACUGUGAUCACUAUGGUACAAUGCGUAUACAGGGAAACCAAGAGUACUCGUGUAAACUGAAGUUCAAGGAACAAUCUAUAAUUGAUCGAAAUCCUCACCAGGUUCAUGGUAUCAUUCAAGAUAGGAACGGAAAAACUGUAUCAACUUUGUUUGGAAAAUGGGAUGAGAGCAUGCAUUAUGUUAACGGAGACUACACUGGGAAAGGGAAAGGUCAUGAAUCUUUGUCAGAUGCCCAUUUACUCUGGAAGCGAAGCAAGGCUCCCAAGUUUCCCACUAGAUAUAACUUCACACGCUUUGCCAUUACAUUAAACGAACUGACCCCUGGAUUGAAGGAGAAGUUGCCACCUACAGAUUCAAGGUUAAGACCAGACCAAAGGUAUUUGGAAAAUGGGGAGUAUGACAUGGCAAAUUCAGAAAAGUUACGGCUAGAGCAGCGACAGCGCCAGGCUCGGAAGAUGCAAGAAAGUGGGUGGAAACCACGGUGGUUUGCUAAGGAUAAAGCGAGCGGGACAUACCGCUAUAUAGGAGGGUAUUGGGAGGCCAGACAACGAGGAAACUGGGAUUCCUGCCCCGACAUCUUUGGCCAAAUUCCUUCCGAUCAUAUUUCUGACCAAGCUCAAAUUACAUUUUAGUUCUACUAAAUUUUUUUCCUCCCGAUUUUUUACUGAUGGGUGUUUCUAAUGACUGCGAGUUCGUUGUUAUGGUACACCCAUGAAAUUCAUGUAACCCAAUCAUAUGAAAAUACGAGCGAGUAAUAAUGUAAUUCUUUUUCUUUCCAUUCCAA